Molecule: messenger RNA, 936 nt
Organism: Physcomitrium patens
Lineage: Eukaryota; Viridiplantae; Streptophyta; Bryopsida; Funariales; Funariaceae
Product: high affinity iron permease 1
Biological process (GO): iron ion transmembrane transport
Cellular component (GO): plasma membrane; high-affinity iron permease complex
Molecular function (GO): ferrous iron transmembrane transporter activity
Source: RefSeq, a predicted model, not a curated record
AUGGUGCAGCUCUUCAAUGUGCCGGCGUUCUUCAUCCUCUUCAGGGAGACGCUGGAGGCGGCAAUCAUCUUAUCAGUGAUGAUGGUGCUGAUUGACAAUAUUGUGGAGGAGACAUCCUUGCGGCGGCGGAUGAAGAAGCAUGUAUGGCUCGGGGUAGUGACUGGAGUGGUCUUGUCCUUGAUCAUCGCUACGAUAUUCAUCUCAUUAUACUACACGGUCGCCAAGGAAGCGUGGGAUAGCUCAGAGCCUCUCUGGGAGGGGAUCUUGUCGCUCAUUGCUGUAGUGCUGAUUACCAUCAUGGGAUUCUCCAUGAUUCGCGUGGACACAUGGAGGGCCAAGUGGGAGAAGAAGCUCACCAAGGUGACGGUGGAGACCCUGAACAAGCAGGGUGAGGUACAGAGCAAGCGCAGCAAGUACGCGCUGUUCCUUCUGCCCCUGAGCAUUGUGCUUCGGGAGGGAGUCGAAGCAGUUGUGUUCCUCGGCGGAGUGGGCCUCGAGGGCUCUGGCACUGCUAUCCCCAUUCCCGCAGUCGUCGGAGCGCUGUGCGGGAUCUUUGCCGGGUACUUGAUGUACAAGGGCUCCAACAAAAUGAACUUCAAGUGGUUCCUGGUCGGAUCUACUGCGCUCCUUUUCCUUGUAGCCGCAGGACUGUUUGCUGGCGCCGUGCAUGAGUUUGAGGAAUACACCGAAAACGAAAAAAUCUUAUGGAAACUGCAUUGCUGCCACCACAAGAAGGAUGGCAUCUGGAAAAUUCUGAAUGCUAUCGUGGGCUGGCGCGAUGAGGCGACCGUGGGCACACUCGUCUCUUACAUUAUGUACUGGGUGUUCGUGGCCAUCGCCUUCGUCAUCCUGAGCAUGAAAUGGAAGCGCGAAGCUGAACGCGACGCAGCGGUACUGGACAAGAUCCCUGAUGAAGGAAUGAAGAUCCCUGUCUAG